AUGAGGCCGGCGUUCCCACCGCCGCGGAGGAGCUGGCUUACGGCCAGACGCACAGCCACGCUCGACAACGAGUACUCGGAUGACGACGGUAUCGACGAGAUCUCGAGGACGGACACGGAGCUGGACUGCGUCAGGAGGCUGGCUCGUGACAGCGAGCGCUAUUACUCGACCGAGCAUUUCUCGCUUAAGCUCGACGCCGCCCGCAAGCAGCAGGGAGCUGGCGUCAUGCGGGCGCUGAUUCGCCGUUCCAGCCGGAUGUCGAUGGCGCACGUGAGACGGUCGCACGUCGACGAUGAGCACGUCCCAUGGCACGUGCCCUUUCCUGGCUACGCCCCAGCCAGCUCCGGCUUUGAGCUCGCAGCAGAUCCUCGCGCCGGGUCCGGCCUCAAUCCAGGCGGCCGCACCGGGCUGACGGGUGGCUGGGACGCGUCCGCAGUCGCAGGGGCGAACUACGUGGUCGAUCCCAUCAUCACCCGAUUCCAGCCGGGGUCAGGCCAGCGUCGGCUCCAGCUGCUCGCGGUGCUGCGGCUCGACUGCGAGGAGUGGGCCAUACCGGGCGCGACGCUGAGGGCUUCGCCGGGCGGCGGAGGCUGGGAGUCCGACAAAACGGCGAUGGUGCGUGGGCUUCGCGAGCAGGGCGUCGACGUCGUCGAUCUUGCCGAAGGGGGCACUGCGAGGCCAGUCUUUCGUGGCUACGUCGAUGACGCCCGCAACACGGACGACGCGUGGAUCGAGACAACUGUGCGACAUUACCACCUGGCCGACCUCGGGCAGGGCGAGAUCCAAAGCCCGGGCGUGAAGUGGGUGGACAUAUCGCCCCAGGUGCCAAUCUACCAGCCGCACCGCGCCUGGGUGCACCACGUCGCCGACGAGAUGCUCAAGGUGCCGCAAAUCGAGCGGCAGAUGCGCGGCUUGUCCUUGCAGUUUGUCUUCCGGCCCGUGCCGGCGCUCUGGAGCGACCCCGAGACUUUGCGGCUCAUUGCCACGAGCUCAGACCACAUCUCGGGGAGCGAGAUGUCCCGCACCGUCGUGAACACGGUGCGAAUAGUAGCGGCGGACGCGUAG
Messenger RNA from Emiliania huxleyi CCMP1516, 1065 nucleotides. Its product is annotated as ADP-ribose pyrophosphatase. The transcript is spliced from 2 exons. Gene Ontology annotation, molecular function: ADP-ribose diphosphatase activity. Bases 1 to 1065 code for a protein of 354 amino acids. The record is from RefSeq and is a predicted model, not a curated record. NCBI's taxonomy places the organism in Eukaryota, Haptophyta, Isochrysidales, Noelaerhabdaceae.